Molecule: messenger RNA, 541 nt
Organism: Bursaphelenchus okinawaensis
Lineage: Eukaryota; Metazoa; Nematoda; Chromadorea; Rhabditida; Aphelenchoididae
Source: the annotation of a GenBank genome assembly
AUGCAUGCAUCAAUAUCAUCACCUUCAUGCAACCUGACCGGUCUUCAAGAAACCGCUUUGGUGACGCUACGGACUCCACGAUCACAGCGUAAAUUCGACGGAGAUGCAGAUUCUACCAAAUUGGUCAACGACAACUCGGUUGGCAGCUCUUCGAUUGAUUUGAAUAGUUUUGAUUUUGUCAAAACUCCAAAACGACGAAAUAAUCGAGGUCAGCAAUCGCUGAGGCCGGUCAAAGCGAAGCAGCAUGAUCAUGGUAUUCUACUGGCUUUCAAUGAUCGUAUGUUUAUUUAUUUAUUUAUUUUUAUUUUAGAAAAAUUGGUUUUUGAUAUGGUUGGGCAGUCUAAUGUAAUUUUUUAGCAUUUGGCUGGUUUCGAAAAAUCAAAAGAAAAGUUUUGAAAUUUUAAAAUUUAAAUUCCUUAUCAUAUGAACUUUUCCAGAUAUCACAGCAGCUCCUCAAUUCUCAGCGUCUUUGCGGUCUUUAUCAACCAUACAACGACAACAUCGUCGAUUCAGGUAUAGUUUGCUCUAUUUACUAUAUUGA